Molecule: messenger RNA, 1499 nt
Organism: Corylus avellana
Lineage: Eukaryota; Viridiplantae; Streptophyta; Magnoliopsida; Fagales; Betulaceae
Product: enoyl-[acyl-carrier-protein] reductase [NADH] 1, chloroplastic
Biological process (GO): fatty acid biosynthetic process
Molecular function (GO): enoyl-[acyl-carrier-protein] reductase (NADH) activity
Source: RefSeq, a predicted model, not a curated record
CCCACACUCAAAAACACACACAUAUAAACACAGUCCUUCUCUCCCAGCCACCCUUCUUUCUCGCUGAAGUCUCGGCAUCACAAUCAUCAUAGCUGCUAAGUCUAAUCUUGCAGAAUUUUGUUCUGAUAUCUGGAGGUCGAAGUGAUUGAAAAUGGCUGUAACUGCAACUCCUGCUGUGUUUAUGACCACAACUAAUCCUUGCAUAUCUUCAUCCCACAAAAGAAUUAUGACAUGCACAGCAAAUCUCAGUACCCAGUCUAAAGAGUCAUCUUGGACAAGGCUUACAAGCUCUUCUCACAUCUCAUCAAGGCAGCCACUCUUCCAGAGCUUCACAUCAGGACAUGUAAAAUCCCGAAAGGUCAUUACAAGAGCAAUGUCCGGUGCUGAUGAGAGCAAGCCUCUGUCAGGAUUGCCUAUUGAUUUGAGAGGUAAGAGAGCAUUUAUCGCUGGUGUUUCUGAUGACAAUGGAUAUGGAUGGGCAAUAGCAAAAUCUCUCGCUGCUGCGGGUGCUGAAAUUCUUGUUGGUACAUGGGUGCCAACACUGAAUAUUUUCGAAUCCAGUUUACGGCGUGGGAAAUUUGACGAAUCACGCAAAUUACCAGAUGGGUCUCUUAUGGAAAUUACUAAAGUGUAUCCAUUGGAUGCAGUCUAUGACAAUCCUGAAGAUGUUCCUGAGGAUGUAAAAGCAAACAAACGUUAUUCAGGAUCCUCAAAUUGGACCGUUCAGGAAGUUGUUGAAGCUGUGAAACAGGAUUUUGGGAGCCUUGACAUCCUUGUGCACUCACUUGCCAAUGGGCCAGAGGUUAGCAAACCUCUCUUGGAGACUUCAAGGAACGGAUACCUUGCAGCUGUCUCCGCAUCUAGUUAUUCGUUUGUUUCUUUACUCAAGCAUUUUGUUCCAAUAAUGAAUCCAGGCGGCGCUUCAAUUUCCCUAACAUACAUUGCUUCUGAAAGGAUCAUUCCAGGAUAUGGUGGAGGCAUGAGCUCGGCAAAGGCUGCUCUGGAGAGUGACACACGUGUGCUGGCUUUUGAAGCUGGAAGAAAACACAAAGUCAGAGUCAACACAAUAUCUGCUGGUCCAUUAAGAAGUCGUGCUGCAAAAGCAAUUGGUUUUAUUGAUAUGAUGAUUGAUUACUCCUCGGCCAAUGCUCCCCUACAGAAAGAAUUAUCCGCAGAGGAGGUUGGGAAUGCCGCAGCCUUCCUGGCUUCUCCAUUGGCUUCAGCUAUCACAGGUGCUGUUGUGUAUGUUGACAAUGGUCUAAAUGCAAUGGGAGUUGGAGUCGACAGCCCAAUAUUUGAGAACUUAGAUAUUCCCAAAGGUAACUAGAGCUAGAGAUUGAGAUUACAAAGUUGUGUUAAAUGUAUCCAAUGGUGGUUUCUAUUGAAAAUUUUGAUCCAUCUAAAACAACAGUUGUUUUCUUACUUCUUGUAUGUUAUUCUGUUUCAUUUUAGAAUGACUUAUUUCGAUGACAAGCCACAAAUUUGGAAUUCAUUUGUGU